AGGAACUAUUUGAUCAUCCAUUACAGAAAAUACUAUUGUAAACGUAGAAGUAUUUGUUUCAAUUUCAGGCGUUAUUUCAGCCGAAAUUACAAAAUGAAUCGUCUUAAAUUCGAAAUAAGCAACCCUGAAUCAUAUAGGUGUUGUUUCUGCUGCCAUGUCAGAACUGGUACCCUUAUAAUUGGGUUGUUUUACUUGCUUGCACAGUUAGCAUGCAUUGGCUUACUGUUAUUUUUGUCAAUUAAUCCUGAUGUGUUGGCCCCAAAACCAGAUAGUCAUAUGAUGACUGAUAGUAUUGUGGUUACAGAGAAUGAUGAUGGAUAUUUCAUUGACACAUACUCUGUUUUCACCCGUAAACAAUUCACUAAAGAAGAUAUGUGUGUUGCUUAUGGUCUGACCUUUGCUGCAAUUUUAAUCACAGCUUCGUUAAUCUAUGGUGUAAUAAGGACCAAGCCUCGAUACCUCCUACCAUUUUUCUGUCUUCAAGUUUUUGAUUUCUGUUUGAAAUGCAUCACUGUUGUUGGAUUUUUCACUUAUGCUCCUAACAUUAAGCUGUGGAUUGAACAACAAGGUCUAGCUAAUCUACCAGGCUGGAAUAUGUUGAUGAAAAUGGAUAGUAACUGGUUAAUGCUUGGUUUCGUCACAUUCUUUGUCUUUGUCUUGUGUAUCAAGGCUUAUUUGAUUGGUGUGGUAUGGGCUUGUAAUAAAUACCUACAUUUGAAAUUGGCUAACAGAAGUGUUGUCAGAGAAUAUACAGUUGAUCCAGACUCUGAGAUGCUUCUACCACCAAAAUAUGAAGAUGCCAUCAAAAUGAAUGUUCCAGUAAAGAUGGAUGGACCAGCUCCUCCACCUUAUGCUCCUUAAUUUACUAAAAAAAUAAAUCCAAUUGAAGUUCAGUUUACAUCACAACUUUAUUCAAAUUUUAUAUAGAUUUACAAUAAUUACAUAUGUGGAUGUAAUCAUGGCUUUUUCAAUCCUUAUUUCAACUUAGUGGGUUAUUUAUUUAUAUAAGUUCAAAGUCUACAAUAUCAUCUCUAAAAUCUGAAUAAGUUACAUAUUCUUUAUUCACAAGAAGCUGGGGUUGUCAGAAAAAAUAACAAAUUUUUGAUUUAUUCAGCUUCAUGCAAACAUAUCCCCAGACCUAUAGCUUAUCAGUGUUUACUGAAGAAAUAUGUGGACAUAUGAUUUCAUCUAAACUGGUGUAAAUAUUGAGUUUUGGAGCUAUUGUAUCAUUUUGAUUUUUUAACUGUGGGUGAUAUAAAUUUGUAGUGAUUGUCCUGUUUCGCUAAAGUUUCGUUAUUGUUAAAUAUUAGGUAUUGUCAUUUCACUUAUUCAGAAGUCACUUACAGAAGGGUUUAAGAUCGCUUCUCUUCAAAGGAUGAAGGGUACAAUGUUUGGCUAAAAAAAACUUUUUAUCAAUUAUCGAAAUGCCUUUGCAAAGAAAUUUGAAAGUCUUAGCUGAGUCUUACUUUGUAUUGUAUUCUAUUAUAACUUCCAACUGUAACUUCAUACUUAUCCAUUUGGUAUUGCCUUCACUGUGAUAGUUUGUCACUCUUUAUAAUAACUAACAUCAAUAAAUUAUGCUUUGCACUAAGUUUGUAUAUAUUUGUGUUUGUAAUUAUAGAGAUACUGUGUGUUUUAUGUCAAGGGUAUAAUAUUGUGUAACAUUUCAAAAACUGGUGAAAGGGAGGUAAUGUGUCCAACUUCUGAGUUCCAAGCUUCCAAGAAUUUUUAUUUAGAUUUCGCAGACUGAGUGUAGUGAUUAUGUAAAGUGCAAUCAUAGCGGAAUUAAAAUCUUAUUUAAGUCUGACACCCAGACUUCUCCUGUCUACAAUGAUGAUAUGCAUAGACAAGGACGAACUGGAUGAUAAAGGCUAAUCUUUUCUAUUGUGGUCAAAGAAAUCUCAAUUGAAACAGAAAGUUGUAUACAUUAAAGAGAAACUAAUAUCUUAAUUUUGUAAGUUUUAUUUUUUCACCAUUUUUAGAUCUUAAAACAAAGAUAAAUAUGUGAAAUGGUUCUUUUUUUUUUUUUGCUCUUGUGAUAUUAAAAUAAAAGUUU
Molecule: messenger RNA, 2056 nt
Organism: Lottia gigantea (owl limpet)
Lineage: Eukaryota; Metazoa; Mollusca; Gastropoda; Lottiidae
Exons: 7
Coding region: 94-861 (255 amino acids)
Cellular component (GO): lysosomal membrane
Source: RefSeq, a predicted model, not a curated record